Molecule: messenger RNA, 1971 nt
Organism: Sorex araneus (European shrew)
Lineage: Eukaryota; Metazoa; Chordata; Mammalia; Eulipotyphla; Soricidae
Gene: TMBIM1
Product: transmembrane BAX inhibitor motif containing 1
Exons: 12
Coding region: 194-1117 (307 amino acids)
Biological process (GO): negative regulation of apoptotic signaling pathway
Cellular component (GO): Golgi apparatus; membrane; endoplasmic reticulum
Source: RefSeq, a predicted model, not a curated record
GGGCCUGCGUUGGUUCCCAGGGGAGGCGGGUCACCGGAGACUCCCGGCCGGCGGGGCCCUUCGCUCGGCUUCCGGGGCAGCUGGAGUGGACUCGGGACCGCUUGGUCCUGGGCACCCAUUUCACGGAUGAGAGAACCGAGUCCAUCCAGAGAGGUCCCAGCAGCUGGGGACGCCCCUCGACCCCUGAACGACCAUGUCCAAGCCCAGCGCCCCACCUCCGUAUGAGGACCGGAACCCCCUGUACCCCGGCGCCCCACCCCCGGGGGGCUAUGGGCCGUCUGCACCCCCAGCCGGCUACCCGGCCUACCCCGCCUACCCACAGCCGGGCUAUGGCCACCCCGCGGGCUACCCGCAGCCGAUGCCCCCCAUCCACCCGAUGCCCAUGAACUUCGGCCCCGGCUAUGACGGGGAGCGAGCGGUGAGUGACAGCUUCGGGCCCGGCGAGUGGGACGACCGGAAGGUCAGACACACCUUCAUCCGAAAGGUCUACACCAUCAUCUCCGUCCAGCUGCUGGUGACUGUGGGCAUCAUCGCCAUCUUCACCUUUGUGAAGCCGGUCAGCGAGUUCGUGAGACGCAACGUGGCCGUGUACUACGCUUCCUAUGCCGUCUUCAUGGCCACCUACCUGACCCUCGCCUGCUGCCAGGGGCCCAGACGCCGUUUCCCCUGGAACAUCAUCCUGCUGGCCAUCUUUACGCUUGCCAUGGGCUUCAUGACGGGCACCAUCUCCAGCAUGCACAACACCAAGGCCGUCAUCAUCGCCAUGAUCAUCACCGCCGUUGUGUCCAUUUCCGUUACCAUCUUCUGCUUCCAGACGAAGGUGGACUUCACCUCAUGCACGGGUCUCUUCUGUGUCCUGGGCAUCGUGAUGAUGGUGACGGGCAUUGUCACCGCCAUCGUCCUGGCCUUCAAAUAUGUGUACUGGCUGCACAUGCUCUACGCAGCUCUGGGCGCCAUCUGCUUCACGCUGUUCCUGGCGUACGACACGCAGCUGGUGCUGGGCAACCGGAAGCACACCAUCAGCCCCGAGGACUACAUCACGGGCGCCCUGCAGAUCUACACCGACAUCAUCUACAUCUUCACCUUCGUGCUGCAGCUCGUGGGGGACCGCAACUAGCCCCCGCCCGCGACCUGGGCUGCCGCAUCCCCUGCUCGGGCUCUUCUUGGCAGGGGUGGGGUGGGGAGGGGGCCCUGCCCACCCUGCUCCUCUCUGCCCUGCCCCACAGUGACUGUGCCCCCCCCAUUUGCUCUCCGGCCCACGGUGGGGUGGCCUCUGGGGCGCGCGGGCACGGCCUUGCCGCAGGAGGGGCUGAGGUGACGGGCUCCUGUUCUGGAGAUGAAAGGGAGGAGAAGUGACUUGGGGGGGUGGGUGCCACAACCCCCCGCCCGGGCCGGAGCACUUGGACGGACCCUGGCCGUAGCCCGGUCUCCCCUGCUUUAGUCCCUUCUCUCUCUCUCUAUCUGGGCGGGGGGGCAAGAGCACAGCGGCACUUUCCCCGGGGGUCCCCGUGGUCCCGAGCUGCCCAGGGGCUCCCUGGGCGCCCCUGGGGUCUCUGGUGCAAGAAACCGUUGACUUCCUGUGCUCAGGGGCCACAGGCCGGCUCCCAGGUGGGGACAAGAAGUGAUGCAGGGCAAGGAACGGGGGAGGGGGCAGGGAAGAGGCCUGGUGGGGGGAUGCCCCAUCCCUCGGGGCUACAGGAGUUUCUGCUGGUCCAGGAAGGGUCCUUUCAAUUUCAGGAGCACCCCCCCCUAAGUUACUCUCCCCUCAGCCAGCCAGCCGCUGCUUUCUCCGUGACACCAAGUGCCUCCAGGACGAGGCGGGCAGGGAGGGGGGGAGCAGAGCGGCCUGCCGUGAUUAGGGCUUCUCUAUUCAGUGCUUGGUUCUAAGGUCAUCAUGUAACAGGAUCUAUCUAGAAGUAUAAUAAAGUUUUGUGUUAGAAUUAAACCUUGGACGGCUCUGGUUUGGGGGAC